Messenger RNA from Phytophthora sojae, 1026 nucleotides. RefSeq lists its product as hypothetical. Lineage: Eukaryota; Oomycota; Peronosporomycetes; Peronosporales; Peronosporaceae. The transcript has a single exon. The coding region runs from base 1 to 1026 and encodes 341 amino acids. The record is from RefSeq and is a predicted model, not a curated record.
AUGAUGCUGGAGGAGGAGCCGAUCUACAGCAAGCUGCAGCCUGCGUUGGGCGUCGCUGUGUUUCUCGUCGCUCUCCAUGCUCUACCAUUGGAGUCGGUGGGGUAUCUGCUACGAGUUCUGGUGUCGGUAUAUCUGGUUUUGGCUUGUCUCGACGUGGCGUUGACGCGCUACCACCGAUGGAACUUCGUGGCUUCGGAGCCCAAGCCUCAGUCAAAGCACGUUGCUCUCGUCACGGGGGCGUCGUCCGGACUGGGCAAGGAGAUGGCGUACCAGUUGGCUCACAAGGGCCAUUCGCUGCUGCUGGCGGCUCGGAGUGAGGCUGUGCUGGAACGCAUGCAAACGGAGAUCGAGCAGGCCCACGAGGCUGUGAAGGUGUCGAUCUGCGCGUGCGACUUGGCGUCCGAGGCGGGGAUUGAGUCCCUCGUGGCGUUCGCAGCCAAGAACGGACUCGUCGUCGACAUCCUCGUGAACUGCGCGGGGUUCUCCACCACCAAGGACUUCGUGAAGCUCUCGCCAGCGCAGAUUACUCAGAUCAUGGCUCUCGAUAUGGCGGCAGUGGCGCAGCUAACGCACGCGUUUGUGCCGCAAAUGGUGAAGCGUGGGGUGGGGAGGGUGCUCAAUAUGGGGUCCAUGGCUGGAUCUAUCAUCUCCCCUUCGGCUGCGUUGUACAGCAGUGCCAAGGCGUUCGUCAUCAACUUCAGCCAGGGACUGGACUACGAAUUGCGCGGCACGGGGGUUACCGUCACGUGCUUCUGUCCUGGUCCGGUGCACACCAACUUUGGCAGCACUGCCGACUGUGACGACGCCAUUUACAUGAAUAUCCCCGGGACUGCGUGUGUACCGAGGGAAUGUGCUGCACUUGCGUUGAAGGCCAUGUUUCGGGGGCAAACGUUGGCCUACGACACGUGGUUUGCGUAUGUCUCCGCCAUCCUGGGGGCAUGCGUGUCCCCGCGACGUCUUCUAACAGCAAUCUGUGCCGUGGGAAUGAACGCACCGAGCAAGAUAGGAGAGAUGCUGCGAUGCUAA